AGAUCGUUGAAAUUGAAAUUUUACGCAAAUUUUUAUGAGCUCUCCAUGACUUUCGUUUACUACCAUAAAUUGUUUGCUUAUUGCAAUUCAGUGUUUAACCAACAGUAAUAUAUAAAACAACGAAGUUCAGUAAUACCGCUUCCAUGAAGUUUAUCAGAGUGAUAUUUUCAAUCAGCUGCUUCUUAGCUUUAGUCAUAAGCAUGAACGACAUGGGAUCGCUGAGUUUUAAAUGCAUUUUCGAUCCAGAUAAAACUAUUAGCAAAAUAAUACCGGGUCAUCUUAUUAUACAGCAUGAAAAUGAAUAUGGAUAUAAUUAUAGAACAACAUUACAACCAGUAGACUGUUUCAUAAAUGUGGUGAAAAAUUCGAUUAUGAACAAGAGAGUGAACAAUAUAGUAGGAGAGCUAGAAAUACAGAAUUUGAGGAGAGUCGAAGACCCACUAAGAGGCAUAGAGUACAAUGAAUAUAUACAAGCACGGAAAGCAAAUGAAAUAGAGAACUUAAACGAGGGAGUAGGGCUACAAAAGAGAAAACUGAAACGCGUUAUUAACACAAAAGAUGGCGCUGAAAUAGAAAUAUAUUAUAGAUCCAUAGAUGAAGAUAAACAAUUUAAAAAUCGAAAGUUUAAGCAAAUAACGACAAUUGUUAGCUCGAAAAAAAUAACAGAUAUAAUACCAAGCGAAAAUAAAACAAUAAAAAACCUACAAAAUUUGCGAAAACCCACCGUUUAUCUGAGAUCUAUAUACGAGGACAAGUUAUUCAAAACAAAAAAUUACACAAAAAUAACGAAAAAGUUGAAAUCAAAGUACGUUAGUGGAAAAGUGGGCUUGGCCAAAAAUUCGAAAAGUUUAUUUAAAGACCUUUGCAAUAAUGAAAGUGUAGGCUGGGAAAGCUCAAACAGUAAAAGUUGUUUUAGUAAAAACUUGGUCAGUGAAAAUUACGAUCUUGAAAAGAGCAAUGGCAUUGCAACUAGCAAUGACAUAUCAGCUGUAGCUUUAAUUGAGUCUGAUAAAAAGCCGAGCACGGCAGUCUUGGAAGGAAAUGACAUCGUAAUUAAAAGCUCACAUGAAAAUAAUAUGUUGGAGCGCACGAGUCCAGUUUAUAGUGAGAUACCAACAACAUCUACUGAAAUUUCCGAUCAUAAAUCGAAGCAUGUGUUAUUUAAUAAAAUUAGCACCGAUAAUUUGUUGGAACAUAUUUUAUUUAAUCCAAGAUUUAUUUAUGCUUGAUAUUUAUUAUUUAUGCCUAAUACUUAUGAUAUUUACAUAUAAAAAUAAAAAGUUAAAAAAAAUAAAAACUCAUAAACAGUCGUUUAUGGAAGAGUAUUGGAAAAUUAUAAUAAACUAUCGGCUUAAAUUGUACCGUUC
Messenger RNA from Bactrocera dorsalis (oriental fruit fly), 1367 nucleotides. RefSeq lists its product as uncharacterized. The record is from RefSeq and is a predicted model, not a curated record. The coding region runs from base 144 to 1229 and encodes 361 amino acids. NCBI's taxonomy places the organism in Eukaryota, Metazoa, Arthropoda, Insecta, Diptera, Tephritidae. The transcript has 2 exons.